UGUUGGAAGAAUACAAGCCACAUAAAAUGAAGUGGUUCCAAUUUGGGAGUUCGUUGGAGCGGUGAUGUGAUGGAGUUAGGGCGCGACUGUUGUCAAUGUCAUGCAACGCAACCGUCUCUCUCGCCCUGACCGCAGUGCCGCAACCUAAAGAGGAGCCGGAGGACGUCUCGCGCCUCUCCGCUGUCCGACCGCCGGUGGAUGCAGAUCUCCAGAAGGCCCGACUCUUGAAUCUGUUAGUCGCCCUCGUUCCCCUCCCCCGCAGUUGAUGCCCUUUUUCUUGUUUUUGUUAUGCUCGGUUGAGGGGAUUCCGUCGCCGCUUCGACGGCUCCAUUUCCCUUCCUUCUCGUUCGUGAUUGCCGUGCCCAUCGAUUGGUUCUUGAUCUUUUGGGCCUGUUUUGGGCGUUCAUUGGAGAUCACAUUACCACGUUGAUUCGGUGAUCCACUCGAAGUCUCUUGACAAAUGCUGGUCGCUUCUGAGCGUGCUGAGGUUAUUUUCUCGCAAAGAUCAACAGUAGGGUAACAACAACAACCAGUCUCGACCGGUGGGGGUCAAAGGUCCAAUAGAUACUUUUUUUUAACACACCACGUUGUUGGAGGAUAAAGCUCAGGAUUCAUUGAAGGCUUUUUCAUUACAAAGAGUUCUUGAUAAGCCUGUACUUGUUGACGACGAAACCUCUGUACGAGGAAUGACCCACCGGAAGGAUCUAUAAAAAAAGCCAGAGAUUGCUCGGAUCAGGAGGAACGGGAGAGAAGGGUCGCAGCUUGAAUCCAGGAGGAAGGGGGAGGAGAUGGAUAAGAGCCAGAAGAGUGGCCACAGGUGUCUGCCCAAGAGGAUCAUCCUGGUGAGGCACGGGGAGAGCCAGGGGAACCUGGACAUGGCCGCGUACACCACCACCCCGGACUGCCGGAUCCCGCUCACGCCGCUGGGCGUCGUGCAGGCGCGCACCGCGGGGGAGCGCAUCCAGCAGGUGGUGUCGGAGGGCGGGCGGGCGGCGAGGUGGAAAGUCUACUUCUACGUGUCGCCUUACGAGCGCACGCGGGCGACGCUGCGGGAGAUAGGGCGGGCAUUCCCGAGGAAGAGGAUCAUCGGGGUGAGGGAGGAGUGCAGGAUCCGGGAGCAGGACUUCGGCAACUUCCAGGUGGAGGAGAGGAUGAAGGUCAUCAAGGAGACGCGGGAGCGCUUCGGCCGCUUCUUCUUCCGCUUCCCGGAGGGCGAGUCCGCGGCGGACGUCUUCGACCGGGUCGCAAGCUUCAUGGAGUCGCUGUGGAGGGACAUCGACAUGAGGAGGCUAGAGCAGGACGACAACUUGGACGUCAACCUCGUGAUCGUGUCGCACGGCCUGACCUCCAGGGUGUUCCUGAUGAAGUGGUUCAAGUGGACCGUGGACCAGUUCGAGCUGCUGAACAACCCCGACAACUGCGAGUUCCGAGUGAUGCAGCUAGGCCCCGGCGGCGAGUACAGCCUCGCCAUCCACCACACGCCGGCGGAGCUGCAGCUGUGGGGGCUUUCGCCGGAGAUGAUCGCGGACCAGCAGUGGAGGGCCACGACCGUCCGCGGCAGCUGGUACGAGAACUGCCCCUGGCACAUCGACAACUUCUUCCACCACCUCAAGGACUCGUCCGACGACGAUGGGUCGUCGGACGAGUGCUACAAUGCAUGAACUAAUUUAUUUUCGGUUGUCUGGUCUCUCCUUGCGUCUCUUUUUCUUCCGUAGAAAAUGAUUCUUUGUGGUACAAGAAUUGCUUCAAUAAACAACACGUCGGUGUGGGCUAUUAUGAGUACAA
Messenger RNA from Musa acuminata AAA Group (dessert banana), 1785 nucleotides. RefSeq names its product phosphoglycerate mutase-like protein AT74. The record is from RefSeq and is a predicted model, not a curated record. Gene Ontology annotation, molecular function: phosphatase activity. The transcript is spliced from 3 exons. NCBI's taxonomy places the organism in Eukaryota, Viridiplantae, Streptophyta, Magnoliopsida, Zingiberales, Musaceae. The coding region runs from base 789 to 1661 and encodes 290 amino acids.